Messenger RNA from Drosophila teissieri, 2296 nucleotides. RefSeq names its product protein drumstick (gene drm). Gene Ontology annotation, biological process: regulation of transcription by RNA polymerase II; embryonic hindgut morphogenesis; embryonic pattern specification. Gene Ontology annotation, molecular function: DNA-binding transcription factor activity, RNA polymerase II-specific; RNA polymerase II transcription regulatory region sequence-specific DNA binding. The transcript is spliced from 3 exons. NCBI's taxonomy places the organism in Eukaryota, Metazoa, Arthropoda, Insecta, Diptera, Drosophilidae. The record is from RefSeq and is a predicted model, not a curated record. Gene Ontology annotation, cellular component: nucleus. The coding region runs from base 778 to 1023 and encodes 81 amino acids.
AGCGUGCGUAUAUAGUUCCCUCUCAUCAGUAACAGUAUCAGUAACAACAUCAGUAACAUUUCCUUCGCGAGUACCUUCAACCAAGAUACAAAUCGAUCUAUCCAUUCUACGGACAUUCGAAAAUCGCCCAACACUGUAACUCAGCUAAAGAAAUCGGUUUGCCUUUACUCGAGUCCGAAGAACGCGUAACUCCAGUGCAUCCCAUUGGGUGUCUGCCUUAAAGUGCGCCAUAAACUAAAAGCCAAACCUAAACGUCGGCGGAGAGGGAAAAUAAAUAACGCCCACCGAAACGCAACACCACCUACUGGUCACCCGUGGCACAACGAGCAGGGGGCGGAGAGGCGAAAUCACAGAGCAGCGCGAUAUAUACGGGCCAGAGUAGAUAAAGCCGCCACCAGGCCAGGCCAGGACAGGACAAGACAAGGGGAAAGAGGAAAGAGGAAGUGGAGGUAGCGACGUUGCCGCUCUUCACCCGACCAACCAAUCAGCCACAAAAAAGGCAGCAAUUAAGCGCGGUGUUAUCUGAACAGAUAGCGAUUAGAGGCGAGAAAAUAGACCCCAAUUGAGUGGAAAAGCCCCCAUUGCCCCACAGCCAAAGAGCAGCGCAGAGAGCUCCGCCAGGCGGGAGUCAGUCACGUACGUAUCCCCAUUCGCCGAGAGCGGGAGCACCCAACUGGGAGAGCCACGAGCAGCGGAGCGCCACAUCGAGCACCCCACUCACAAGCACAGCACUCAACCUCAAACGCCCGGGCACCAGUACACAUACCGCCUGUCAAAAUGUUUGCUGUAAUGCGAAUCGACAACGAUGACUGCCGGUCCGAUUUCCGCCGCAAGAUGCGUCCGAAGUGCGAGUUCAUUUGCAAGUACUGCCAGCGGCGAUUCACCAAGCCGUACAACCUGAUGAUCCACGAGCGCACCCACAAGUCCCCCGAGAUCACCUAUUCGUGCGAGGUGUGCGGCAAGUACUUCAAGCAGCGGGACAAUCUGCGCCAGCACAGAUGUAGUCAGUGUGUUUGGCGAUAAGCUAAAAUACCACAUAAACAUAUAUAUAAAUAUAUAUAAAACCACACACAGAGCAAUAUAUAAAGUAAAACCGAUAUCUAAGCACCGCAGCACCAACAACAGCACGCAAUAUCACAGCUAUAUCUUACACACACAUAAUGAAUGAAUGGGAUCUGAUGAGGCAACUGCAACACACCCCGCCUACUUCUUCAUGCACCACUCUCUAAAUACAUAUAUACAAUAUAAAUACCUGCAACAGCAGCCACUGCAACUGCAACAUUGCUUAAACCACUAGAUGCAAUCUACAGCCACGACAAGCGAUUAUAGUGAAUGGAAUGCUAAGUUCAGGUGUUGGUUUUCAAUCUAUUCGGUUAUCUGGUCUAUACAAUGCACUUGCCACGCCCCCAACCAACAGCAGGCAAACACAAAUAUGCAGAUGUUGCGCAGGCGCAGCACAACAGCAGCAGUUGCAGCAUAUGCAGCAGUGGCAAAAAUUGCAACGUGCGUUGCAACAGCAGCCACCAUAUUUUCAAUAAUACUUCCAGAAAUCUUCACAUGGACACUUGUGGGCGUGGCUGCUUCGGAAAGUGAUGAAGGCGGCACCCUAAGGCAGCCUGCAACUUGCAACAUCUAAUAGCUGAGAACGUGCAACAUCCCGAAGUGCAGUGAACAACAAAGUGCAGCUCUUAAUGGUGCCAAAUCUGAAGAAAACAACUGCUAUAUGCUUUUAACUGCAGUAAUGCAAGAAAAUAUCACCUUUAUUGAGUUGCAACCACUUUUCGAACUGUAUUUAUAACGUGCUAACCUACCGCAACAAACAACAUGCAACAUAUAGAAGAAAUCCAUUCAAUCCUGCAAGCAUCCGAGCAUCAUCAACACACCACAAUAAGCAGAAAUCAACAGAAGUCCCAGCAGAACUCAGCAAACCAACUAACAACAACACAUGCAACACAACAGCAACAUGUUGCUGCUGGCUUUCUCACAUGUGUUGCAAGUGUCGCCAGCGAAAGUGCAAUUAAGCCACAGCUUCUUGGGCUUUUAAAAGUGCAGGCAACAACAGCAACACAGAGAGCAGCACACCAGCAACAUGCAGCAUGCAACAUGCGACACACCAACAACAUGCAGCAUGCAACAUGCGACAACUAUCAGCUGCAAUUAUCUUGCCUUAAAACAUAUUACCGAUUUACACACAUACACACACUCUCGCUAUAUUUUAUGAAUAAUACAAAUUAAUUACAAUUUAAUAAUAAUAUUUAAAACGCAAGAAAUCAAAAACAAACACCCACACACUUAC